Molecule: messenger RNA, 1982 nt
Organism: Trichoplusia ni (cabbage looper)
Lineage: Eukaryota; Metazoa; Arthropoda; Insecta; Lepidoptera; Noctuidae
Gene: Bap60
Product: brahma-associated protein of 60 kDa
Exons: 9
Coding region: 234-1937 (567 amino acids)
Biological process (GO): regulation of transcription by RNA polymerase II
Cellular component (GO): nucleus; SWI/SNF complex
Source: RefSeq, a predicted model, not a curated record
CAAACCAAAGCCAAACAAAGUUUACUGACAGUUAUUCAAUGCAAUGAGUGAGUGGUAGAUUUUAGAAAGAUUGAAUUUUAUUGACUGUGAUGGUAUUUCUACUGCUGAAGUACUGAAAUUGUAAUUACGUAUACAGUGAUGUGUUAGAGGCGCGUGACCGUAAAAUAAAUCUGAUUAAUAUUAAGUAUUAAUAAUGUUUAGUAGUUAAGCGUAAGAUUAAACCAGUGACAAUCAUGGCGCAGCGAUUUCCUUCGAGCGGUCCAAAUCCUACUCCUCCUCCGGGGGCAAUGCAGCCGCAACAACGCUACCCGGGACCCGCCCAGCCGCAGGGCUCCCCAAUGCCUCCGAGACCCUAUCCAGGACCCAACUUUCCUCAGGCGCGUAGCGGGUUUACUCCGCCUCCGGUGGGUGCCGUGGGCGCCGUAGGUGCCGGUGGCGUGGGCGCGGCGGGUACAGGAGUAGGGGUACCCGGAGGGCGCGCGGCGGGCGGGGCCGCGUACGGCGGCGGCGCAGCCCCCGGCGCGCCGGGCCCCGGGCCGCACGCGGGCCCCGGCGGGCCGCACCCAGGCCCGGCGGGGCCUCCCGGCAUGAGGCCCGCGCCUCCUGCCCCGCCACCGCCCGUCAAGCGGCCGCCCGAUGCCCGAGCUUCUAUUCCUCCGCAGCACAAGCCCGGCCUUUAUAACCCCGAGGCGUACGGGUCGGGCGCGGGUGCCGCCAAGCGCAAGAAGCGGCUCGCCGACAAGAUCCUGCCGCAGAAGGUGCGCGACCUGGUGCCCGAGUCACAGGCCUACAUGGACUUGCUGGCCUUCGAGCGUAAGCUCGACGCCACCAUCAUGCGCAAGCGUCUCGACAUCCAGGAGGCUCUCAAGCGGCCUAUGAAGCAGAAGCGGAAGCUCCGGAUAUUCAUCUCCAACACUUUCUAUCCAGGUCAGGGCGACAACGCCGUGCCUUCGUGGGAGUUGCGGGUCGAGGGGCGCCUUCUCGAUGACACCAAGAAUGAUCCGAACAAAGUGUUGCAGGUGAAGCGCAAGUUUUCGUCGUUCUUUAAAUCGUUAGUGAUAGAACUAGACAAGGAGCUGUACGGUCCAGAUAAUCACCUGGUAGAGUGGCACCGCACCCUCACCACGCAGGAGACUGACGGUUUCCAGGUGAAGCGGCCGGGCUACAAGAACGUGCGCUGCACCAUCCUGCUGCUGCUGGACUACCAGCCGCUGCAGUUCAAGCUGGACCAGCGGCUGGCGCGGCUGCUGGGCGUGCACACGCAGACGCGGCCGGUCAUCGUGAACGCGCUGUGGCAGUACGUGAAGACGCACCGGCUGCAGGACCCGCACGAGCGCGAGUACGUGCUGUGCGACAAGUACCUGGAGCAGAUCUUCGGCGCGGCGCGCAUGAAGCUGGCCGAGGUGCCGGGCCGCCUGGGCGCGCUGCUGCACCCGCCCGACCCCAUCGUCAUCAACCACGUCAUCGCCGUCGAGCCGCCGCACGACGCCAAGCAGACCGCCUGCUACGACAUCGAUGUCGAGGUGGAUGACACACUUAAGACUCAGAUGAACAACUUCUUGUUAAGCACUGCUAACCAGCAGGAGAUCCAGGGACUUGACUCAAAGAUACACGAGACUGUGGACACAAUAAACCAGCUGAAGACGAAUCGCGAGUUCUUCUUGAGCUUCAGCAUGGAUCCGCAGCAGUUCAUCCAGAAGUGGCUGGUGUCGCAGUCGCGCGACCUGAAGGGCAUGGGGCUGGGCGCGGGCGGCGCGGAGGAGGAGCGGCGCGGCGCGCUGUACGCGCAGGCGUGGGCGGGCGAGGGCGUGGCGCGCUACCUCACGGCGCGCCUGGCGCAGCGCCGCCGCGAGCUGGAGCUGGCGCUGCACCCGCCGCACGCGCCGCACGCGCCGCACCAGCCGCACCAGCCGCACCCGCAUCUGCAGCGUCUGUAGCGCCUGUAGCGCGCCUAGCGUCCCACAAUAAACUGUACUUCUCUA